AUGUGCCCCCCGUCACCUACAUCAUUCCAUGGCUUGUUUGCUCGGUGGGGGUCAGAUUCAUCUGUGGUGCCAGCGCCAAGCCUGCCUGUACGCCUUCACAGAGAGUUGCCUGAAGACUACCAAGGCCAGACUGCCACCACCCAAAAGGGUGACACGAGCAACGAUUCUAGGGUUAAGCAUACAAGGCUGGCAGGCAACCACGGGGAUAAAGCCGUAUUCAUGCAGCCAAGAUGGAUAUAUGUGCAUGAGGACCACGGCUGGAACGCCGAUUGGGCUCAAAAGCAGGGCAGCCAAGCCGGUAAGGAGCUCUGCCAAGAUAUUAAAAAUAACGCCCAUGAUCAAACCAGCAAACAGCCUAUCAACAGUACCAAAGCCCUCAUUCGUGGCCCUUGUCGCGGGCUUGGUAGCAAACUGGGAAAUUGUUUGCUCGGCUUCCGUAACAAGAAACCAGCCGGUGGCUGGACCGGAUGCGAAGUGAGGGAGGAAGGCAAGCAUGGGGGGAUGGCGAGGAAACAACGAAUAAAAUAA
Molecule: messenger RNA, 528 nt
Organism: Gaeumannomyces tritici R3-111a-1
Lineage: Eukaryota; Fungi; Ascomycota; Sordariomycetes; Magnaporthales; Magnaporthaceae
Exons: 3
Coding region: 1-528 (175 amino acids)
Source: RefSeq, a predicted model, not a curated record